CCCAGGAAAAGUGCAUGUGACACUGGCCCCACUACACAAUGCACUAGGUUAGGUACACAAUUGGAUGUACACAAUGCCGGGACCCCUGUCAAUCAUCUCAAUUCCAGCCUCAGCUUAGCCACGAGGGAGCUUAAUGAAGGGAACUUUUUACAGGUACCACCCCCUAAACUCACCUAACUCACCUUAGGUAGAUAGGUACCUACCUAACCUAAGCUUGUGACGCAAGCUUCCCCGGACCUGCAUUGUGGACCCCCACCACGACUUGCUGUAAGCCUGUAACUCCCUUUUGGACUUUUUCUUCCAAAUCAUCAAAAAAGGGAAGAUAGCUUCAGUUAAAACCUCAGCUUAACGACUAUCCCCACUCCCUUAUCCUAAUCUUCCUCAAAAUUCCUUAUUCUUCACCACGCAAUCCCCUCACUUAUCUCACCUUCUUUUCCUUCCCCUCACUCCCCUCACUCCCACCCCCUAAUAAAACCCGCCGCAAUGGACGAAAAGAAACAACCUCCUCCCCCUGAAACCACGCCCUCCGACCCACCGCCAGACUACGAGACCUCAGCUCUCGAACACGUACACGGACAAAGCCAAGGCCUACCCACACGACAGCAGCAGCAGCAGCAGCUCCGACGGCCUCCGCCCGGCGCUCUGCUCGACCUGCCUAUCCUCAAGUACAUGCGCACGCACCGCGUGAUCCUCGCCUCCGCGUCCCCCCGCCGCCGCGCCCUCCUCUCGCAGCUCGGUCUCCCGAACCUCGAGGUCCGCGCCUCCACCAAGGCCGAGGACCUGCCCAAGACAGACCUCGGCGCCUACGGCUACGUCUCCGCGACCGCCCAGCAGAAGGCCCUCGACGUGUACGCCGCGCUCGUCGAUGAGGCCGCCGAGAAGCAAUCCGAGCCCCUCCCUCCCGCCGCCACUUCCACAUCCUCCACCAACAACAAAACUGCCGCCUCUUUAGAAGAUGUUGAGUCGCUGGAGUCUCGCCGCGCGAGGAAGGACCCGGACCUGGUGAUCGCGGCGGACACGGUGAUCGUGACGCGGGACGGCAGCGUGCUCGAGAAGCCGGGGUCGGAGGCGGCGCACGUGCGCAUGCUGCGGCACCUGCGGGACACGCGGACGCACCGGGUGCUGACGGCGGUGUGCUGCGUGGCGCCGCGGGCGGACGCGCAGCACCCGGGGUACGCGAUGGCGUCGCACGUCGAGGAGACGAAGGUGGUGUUCGGCCGCGAGCACGACGGCCUGCCGGACGACGUCAUCGACGCCUACGUGCGGACGCGCGAGGGCGUGGACAAGGCCGGCGGGUACGCGGUGCAAGGGCUCGGGGGGGCCUUGCUGAUCGAGAAGGUGGACGGGUCGGUCGAUAACGUCAUUGGGUUGCCUAUGCGGAAGACGCUGCAGCUCUGCGAGAAGGUCGUCUUUAGGCAGAAUGAGGAGAGCGAUGAGGAGGAGGAGGAUGACGAGUAAGGGGGGGCGGGGGAAUGAGGUGAUAGGAUUAGGGAUAAGGAUAGGGGCUAGAUAUCUGGACACGGUGCAUAUGUGGAUGCAUGAAAGAUGACCAUGCAUGCCUCUUGUUUACCUAGGUAUUUAAGAAGGCUUUGGAGCCCAAGUGUCGAACCUCGAAUAUAGAUCAGGUCGUGCGUCGGCGCAGCCAUGCCGAGGUUCAAAGCCGGCAAAACAGGCUCGGGCUAUAUCUACCUCAGAGAGGGGACGAUAUGACAGCAAUAGACAAGCAAGCACGUGGCAGUUUUCGAGCCCCUUUUUACACUCUAUCCAGACCAAGUUGAUGAUCUAAUAUACCUAAAUAUAUACAUUGAAAAUAUAAU
Messenger RNA from Daldinia caldariorum, 1817 nucleotides. RefSeq names its product Maf/Ham1. Gene Ontology annotation, molecular function: nucleoside triphosphate diphosphatase activity. The record is from RefSeq and is a predicted model, not a curated record. The transcript has a single exon. NCBI's taxonomy places the organism in Eukaryota, Fungi, Ascomycota, Sordariomycetes, Xylariales, Hypoxylaceae. Bases 484 to 1458 code for a protein of 324 amino acids.